Gadus macrocephalus (Pacific cod) is the source of this 506-nucleotide messenger RNA. RefSeq names its product type-4 ice-structuring protein. The coding region runs from base 111 to 488 and encodes 125 amino acids. The transcript has 4 exons. Lineage: Eukaryota; Metazoa; Chordata; Actinopteri; Gadiformes; Gadidae. The record is from RefSeq and is a predicted model, not a curated record.
GGCAGAUUGUGUAGAGCGGUCUCCGCUAUAAGAAGCAGGGGAUUUGACAAGGAAAGUACCAUCAGGUCCAAUUCUCCUUGCACUGCAGCUGAUCCUUCCAACUCCCAGCCAUGAAAUACACACUCAUCGCCGCUAUUGUCGUGCUGGCUCUGGCACAAGGAACUCUUGCCGUAGAGCAGAGCCCAGAGCUGGAGAAGAUGGCCCAGUUCUUCGAGGGAAUGAAGACUGAGCUGAUGGCGACUGUUCAGAAGGUGUCCGAGACCCUCCAGUCUCAGACCAUCCUCGAGGACGGGAGGACCCAGCUGGAGCCCAUCAUGACCCAGAUCCAGGAGCACCUCGCCCCUCUGGCCACCAGCGUCCAGGAGAAGGUCACCCCCCUGGCCGAGGACAUGCAGCAGAAGCUCAAGCCCUACGUGGAUGAAUUCCAGAGCGAGCUGGAGAGCGUGCUCCGCAAGCUGUUGGACCAGGCCAAGGCCAUCGCCCAGUAAAACCUCUACCAACCGAUA